AUGCUAGUUCCGCAACAGUUUCCGCUUUCCGUUAACGCCUCAUCUCAGGACUAUUUGCUGACGGAGUUGAUUUACUUGGCAAAGGAUUUUGUUGAGGAAAAACUGGGUCCGGACACUCCAGAGGAGCAGAGGGACAUGCACACCUUCAACUUUCUCGAAGCCAUUGGUUUUGAAACGGGAAAGCGAUUCACUGAAAGAAUCAUGAUUCAGCAUGUCAGAUUGACGACUACGCUCGAUAUGAUGAGAUUCAUCUGUCGUGAAGCCUGGGCUAUCGUGUUCAAGAAGACAAUCGACAAUCUUAAAACCAAUCGAAAGGUGAUUAACGAUUCUCAGAAACCGAAAGGCAUGUUCAUCCUGACGGAUAAUAGCUUUUGUUGGUUUAUGAGAAUGGCCCAAAUCCCAGAGACUGAAUUGACAAAGACUACAGCACCGUUCCUCUGUUGGCCGGCAGGAUUUGUUCGUGGCGUUAUGCAGGCUUUUGGUUACGAGGUUCAAGUUGCUGCUCAUUGUCCUUCAUUGCCUGUAGCCAUUUUUCAGAUUAAAGUUCUUCCUCGUGAACCCCGGUUACCACAAGGAAUGGCUAGUUUGUCUAUUUCUGACAAGUCUUCAAGGUCCUAUUCUAUUUUCUCCAACUCCUACGAUUACAGAACUCGCUCAAUUGCCUCUACAACGUCAUCCGAGAAGUUGGAUACAAACGCUUCCCAAGCAGGAACAUUAUAA
Molecule: messenger RNA, 720 nt
Organism: Schizosaccharomyces japonicus yFS275
Lineage: Eukaryota; Fungi; Ascomycota; Schizosaccharomycetes; Schizosaccharomycetales; Schizosaccharomycetaceae
Product: TRAPP complex subunit Trs33
Exons: 3
Coding region: 1-720 (239 amino acids)
Biological process (GO): Golgi vesicle transport
Source: RefSeq, a predicted model, not a curated record